AUGUCAAAAGAUUUAGAAUUAAUUUCGAGUGUAUAUUCACAAACAUGCCGCGAAACAUCUCAAAGUGGUCAAUGUUCGACUAAUAAGGAUUGUGGUUGUCUUUCUUUAGCAGCUUCUGAGAAUAGUGGUAUUUGUGGUUUUCUUGGGAUAGAUUGUACUCGUCUUGAUCUAUGUCAAACUCCUGGUAAUACUUGUGAAAAACUUGAUCAUGUAUGUGUGCAUCAUCCUCAGUGUACAAAUGUUUCUGUUUGUUAUCCAUUGGCAAUGAUUGAUCAACGAUUGUGUCCACCAAUAGACGCUACACCUUCACCAUCAAUACCUGAUGACGGUAUCUGUGCAACAGCAACAUGGAGUCAACAAGGUGUUACUGUGGCUGGUGGCUAUAGCUGGGGUAAUGGACUUAACCAGCUUAGUUAUCCUAUGGGAAUAUUUAUCGAUACAAAUCAAACUAUCUAUAUAGCAGAUACUAACAACGCUCGAAUAGUCAAAUGGACAAAAGGUGCUACAUUUGGUCGAAUAGUUGCAGGUGGAUUUGGAGCAGGAGGUGGUACAGCACAAUUAUAUGGUCCAAUGGAUGUUGUUGUCGAUAAAUCUGAGACAAUCUAUAUCACUGACACUAUGAAUAAUAGAGUGCAAAAAUGGAAUAGAAAUGCUCAAAUAGGCGAAACGAUUAUUGUAGCACAGCGUCCUAUUGGUAUAGCAUUAGAUGAUGAAGAAUCACUUUAUGUAUCUGCAUCUUAUUGGUCAAAAGAUUUGCUAAAAUUGCGUAAAGGUGACAAACAAGGAACUGUCAUUGCUUCUAAUUUACCUGAACUCUUUUAUUUGUUUGUACAUCAAAAUCGAUCUAUUUAUGCGGCAGAUACAAGCAAUGGUCGAAUAUUAAAAAUAGAUGAAGGUAAAUCACAAGUUUCAAUUGUUGUUGGUGAAUUACAAAAUCUUGGCGUACCUCAAUUAUCAUAUCCAUAUUCUGUUCUUAUUGAUCGAUCUGGUACUACUUAUGUCGUUGAAUAUGGAAAUCAUCGAGUUACACGAUGGUUUUCUGGAGCAAAAGCAGGCAUCGUAAUUGCAGGUGGUCGUGGUCAAGGUCAUCAAUCUGAUCGACUCAAUUUUCCUACUGAUAUAGCAUUUGAUCUUGAUGGAAAUCUUUAUGUUGCAGAUUACGGAAAUCACCGUGUGCAAAAGUUUGCUAUUGAUAAGAAAUCAUGUCAAUAG
Messenger RNA from Rotaria sordida, 1212 nucleotides. NCBI's taxonomy places the organism in Eukaryota, Metazoa, Rotifera, Eurotatoria, Philodinida, Philodinidae. The record is from the annotation of a GenBank genome assembly.